CGUGCGGGGAGGCAGCCGCGGGGCCUGACGGGAUUGUGGCGGUCCUCUCCCAACUCGGAAGCUGCGGCUGCCUCCAGACGCUCUCAAGAUGGCGACCUCUCUAGGUUCCAACACCUACAACAGGCAGAACUGGGAGGAUGCGGACUUCCCUAUUCUGUGCCAGACGUGUCUUGGAGAAAACCCAUAUAUCCGAAUGACCAAAGAAAAGUAUGGGAAGGAAUGCAAAAUAUGUGCCAGGCCAUUCACAGUGUUUCGCUGGUGCCCUGGGGUCCGCAUGCGUUUCAAGAAGACUGAAGUGUGCCAGACCUGCAGUAAAUUGAAGAAUGUCUGUCAGACCUGCCUCUUAGACCUCGAGUACGGCCUGCCCAUCCAGGUUCGUGAUGCAGGAUUGUCUUUUAAGGAUGACAUGCCAAAGUCCGACGUCAACAAAGAGUACUACACGCAGAAUAUGGAGAGAGAGAUUUCCAACUCUGAUGGAACGCGGCCAGUUGGCAUGUUGGGGAAAGCCACAUCCACCAGUGACAUGCUGCUCAAACUGGCCCGGACCACACCCUACUACAAAAGGAAUCGACCGCACAUUUGCUCCUUCUGGGUGAAAGGAGAGUGUAAGAGAGGAGAGGAGUGUCCAUACAGACAUGAAAAACCAACAGAUCCAGAUGACCCCCUUGCUGAUCAGAACAUUAAAGACCGAUAUUAUGGAAUCAAUGACCCUGUGGCAGAUAAACUCUUGAAGCGGGCUUCAACAAUGCCGCGUCUGGACCCACCAGAGGACAAGACUAUCACCACACUGUAUGUUGGUGGUCUGGGCGAUACUAUUACUGAGACCGAUCUAAGGAAUCACUUCUACCAGUUUGGAGAGAUCCGGACCAUCACUGUUGUGCAAAGACAGCAGUGUGCUUUCAUCCAGUUUGCCACAAGGCAGGCUGCAGAAGUGGCUGCCGAGAAGUCCUUUAAUAAGUUGAUUGUCAAUGGCCGCAGGCUCAACGUGAAAUGGGGAAGGUCCCAGGCAGCCAGAGGGAAAGAAAAGGAGAAGGACGGAACCACAGACUCUGGAAUCAAGCUCGAGCCCGUUCCAGGGCUCCCAGGAGCUCUUCCUCCUCCUCCUGCCGCAGAAGAAGAAGCCUCUGCCAACUACUUCAACCUACCCCCCAGUGGUCCUCCGGCCGUGGUGAACAUUGCCCUGCCACCCCCACCUGGUAUUGCCCCGCCCCCACCCCCAGGUUUUGGGCCACACAUGUUCCACCCCAUGGGACCACCCCCUCCGUUCAUGAGGGCUCCAGGACCAAUCCACUAUCCUUCUCAGGACCCGCAGAGGAUGGGCGCACAUGCCGGGAAACACAGCAGCCCCUAGCACUCAUCACGCUCUGGGGCUCUACGGAAGCGAGGGCGCGUAAAGAUCCUAGUAAAUGAAUCCCGGAAUAAAUAUAUUUUUCCUUCCUUUGUAGUUUCCAUGGUAGUGGAAUGUAUUCAGAUGCUGGCAGUUGGAGAACGACAGCCAUGAUUUCCUCUAUGUGUUCUCAAAGGAUUGAUGGACCUGAAAUAAGCUGCCAUUAACACAUCUGGUUACUGCUAUAACAUUACUAAUAAAACCUAGUGCCUCUUCCCCUCAUCUGUAUGGGGAACAAGCAACUGGGUGAAUUGGAAUGUCCAGCGGAGUUAACCAUCCCAACCGUAUGUUCAUUUUGUAUCUUCUUUUGGUGGAUGCCUGGCCUGUGAAGUCGCUCAGUCAUGUCCAACUCUUUGCAACCCCAUGGACUGUAGCCUACCAGGCUCCUCAGUCCAUAGAAUUUUCCAGGCAAGAGUACUGGAGUGGGUUGCCAUUGGUGGGUAGGGGGGCGGGUGGGAAAUGACCUGCAGUAAGAAAAACAAGCAAACAAUUUUUGACCUUUUUUGUGUCCAUUGGAUAUUUUCCUUUUUAUCAUCUAAAAAAAAAGAUUACUAGUACUAAUCAUUGUAGUGGCAAGAGUGUGAUUUAAUGCUUCUAAAGUCACACUCUUGAAAGACAAGUAGAAACAGCACCCAGCACAACCCAGAUCUUCUCUCUCCUUUCCUGAUUUAUUACUAAAGGAAUCUGGCUGAUAGGUUUACUUUUUUACACCACCAAAAAAGACAAAAAUUCCUUUUCAUUCCUGUCAAUCAGAUGGAGACACAGAUUUCAUGGAGCUGUGUAUCACUGAAGAAACCUGGUAUUUGAAAUGAAAUUAUUUUAAAGAACUUCCUGUAAAACACUUUAACAAACUGUGAAAGGAAAAGAAUUAAGAGUGUGUUUGAAUGGAAGACUUGUGGCCUACGGCUGGAAUGUCAAUCUUCAGCAUUCACCUUUGUGUGACUUCAGCCUCUCAUUUUAAUUCCCUGCUCUGGGCAGGGGAUUCUGUUUGGUCUUAGAAUAUUUGGAAAUAAUUGAAUGGUAGAUGGCAAAAAAAAAAAUUGAUGUUGUGUUGUAUUUUUGUUUUGAAAAAUUAAAACGGGUCAAUUUUCCAAA
Molecule: messenger RNA, 2482 nt
Organism: Cervus elaphus (red deer)
Lineage: Eukaryota; Metazoa; Chordata; Mammalia; Artiodactyla; Cervidae
Gene: RBM22
Product: RNA binding motif protein 22
Exons: 11
Coding region: 89-1351 (420 amino acids)
Cellular component (GO): U2-type catalytic step 2 spliceosome; U2-type catalytic step 1 spliceosome; Prp19 complex
Molecular function (GO): pre-mRNA binding; U6 snRNA binding; metal ion binding
Source: RefSeq, a predicted model, not a curated record